Molecule: messenger RNA, 4376 nt
Organism: Neofelis nebulosa (Clouded leopard)
Lineage: Eukaryota; Metazoa; Chordata; Mammalia; Carnivora; Felidae
Gene: RUFY2
Product: RUN and FYVE domain containing 2
Exons: 18
Coding region: 220-2241 (673 amino acids)
Cellular component (GO): cytoplasm
Molecular function (GO): metal ion binding
Source: RefSeq, a predicted model, not a curated record
AGCGGACCGAGAGCGGACCCUGGGCUCUCCGUCCUAGGACGCGGCCGGGCGAGGAGGACCCGUGGUGAUAGGCACCGAAGCCUCGGGUCGCCACUGGGGCCCGAGUCCGGGCCUGGACCAGGGCGGGGGCAGCCGGGGACUCGGGGGUGCCGGGGAUCGCCAUGGCAACGCGCGGCCGCCCCUUGUUGCCUCCCGACCCCGCCCGGGUUCUAGGGCCUAAUGGCCGAGGGCUCCUUGUCUGACGACUUCCAAGGGGCGAAGCCAGGGUCGGCCAGGGGGCCGCUCCCGGGUCGGUGGAACAGCCGCGGACGGGCGAUGACUUUUCAGGUUUGGGGGUGGCGGAGGGAAGACGCGUCUCAGGUUUUGGCUUGGGUGCCCGACGCCAAGGGCGGGAGAGGUGCAGCGAUGCCGCGCAGGACCCCGGCUACAAAAGACCCCACAGCUGUAGAGAGAGCAAACUUGUUAAACAUGGCUAAGUUGAGUAUCAAAGGACUCAUUGAAUCUGCUCUGAGCUUUGGCCGCACUUUGGAUUCUGACUAUCCCCCCUUGCAACAGUUCUUUGUUGUUAUGGAACAUUGUCUGAAACAUGGUCUUAAAGUAAGAAAAUCAUUUUUGAGUUAUAACAAAACUAUCUGGGGCCCCUUGGAACUGGUGGAAAAGCUGUACCCAGAAGCAGAGGAAAUAGGAGCCAGUGUCCGGGAUUUACCUGGUCUCAAGACCCCCCUGGGUCGUGCAAGAGCAUGGCUUCGAUUAGCCCUCAUGCAAAAAAAAAUGGCUGAUUACCUGCGUUGCUUAAUUAUUCAAAGGGAUCUCCUAAGUGAAUUUUAUGAGUAUCAUGCACUAAUGAUGGAAGAAGAAGGAGCAGUGAUUGUUGGGCUGCUGGUUGGCCUGAAUGUGAUAGAUGCUAAUCUCUGUGUAAAGGGAGAAGAUUUAGACUCACAAGUUGGAGUGAUUGAUUUUUCCAUGUAUUUAAAGAAUGAAGAAGAUAUUGGAAAUAAAGAAAGGAAUGUUCAAAUUGCUGCCAUAUUAGACCAGAAGAAUUAUGUUGAAGAAUUAAACAGACAACUGAACAGCACAGUCAGCAGUCUCCAUUCAAGAGUUGACUCAUUAGAAAAGUCAAAUACUAAGCUGAUUGAAGAGUUAGCAAUAGCAAAGAAUAAUAUCAUUAAACUCCAAGAAGAAAAUCAUCAAUUACGAAGUGAAAAUAAAUUGAUUUUAAUGAAAACACAGCAGAACCUAGAGGUUACCAAAGUAGAUGUGGAAACUGAGCUUCAAACAUAUAAGCAUUCUCGGCAGGGGCUUGAUGAAAUGUACAACGAGGCCAGAAGGCAGCUUCGAGAUGAAUCUCAGUUAAGACAGGAUGUGGAGAAUGAGCUAGCAGUACAAGUUAGUAUGAAACAUGAGAUUGAACUUGCCAUGAAGUUGUUGGAGAAAGAUAUCCAUGAGAAGCAAGAUACUCUGAUAGGCCUUCGGCAACAACUAGAGGAAGUUAAAGCAAUUAACAUAGAGAUGUAUCAAAAGUUGCAGAGUUCUGAAGAUGGCUUGAAAGAAAAAAAUGAAAUAAUUGCCCGACUAGAAGAAAAAACCAAUAAAAUUACUGUAGCUAUGAGGCAGCUGGAACAAAGAUUGCAGCAAGCAGAGAAGGCGCAAAUGGAAGCCGAAGAUGAAGACAAGAAAUAUCUACAAGAGUGUCAGAGUAAAUCCGACAGUCUGCAGAAACAAAUCUCCCAAAAGGAGAAACAGCUGGUGCAACUGGAAACUGAUUUGAAGAUUGAGAAGGAAUGGAGGCAGACUUUGCAGGAAGAUCUUCAAAAGGAGAAAGAUGCCUUAUCUCAUCUUAGAAAUGAGACCCAGCAAAUCAUUAGUCUUAAAAAAGAGUUCCUUAACAUCCAGGAUGAAAAUCAGCAGUUGAAAAAAGUACAUCACGAACAGGAGCAAGCUCUUCAAGAACUUGGCAGCAAACUUAGCGAAUCAAAACUUAAAAUAGAAGAUAUAAAAGAAGCCAACAAAGCACUGCAGGGACUGGUUUGGUUGAAAGACAAAGAAGCAACACAUUGUAAACUUUGUGAAAAGGAAUUCUCGCUCUCCAAGAGAAAGCACCACUGUAGAAACUGUGGGGAAAUUUUCUGUAAUGCUUGCUCUGACAAUGAACUGCCGUUGCCUUCUUCACCAAAGCCAGUACGGGUUUGUGAUUCCUGUCACGCAUUGCUGAUCCAGAGAUGCUCAUCUAACUUGCCAUAAAACUCCAGAACUAAGUCCUUAUGUAUGAAAGUACCUACAAUGGAUGGUUAAUGUAUGAACCUGCAUACGCUGUGUUUAGACAGUCCUUCUUAAGCAGCUUUCAGAUGGUAUUGGUUAUCAGUUUUAUCUUCCACACAUUCAUGGGAAUUAGAAGCUAUAGAAUAGCUCAUUGUUAUUCAAGAACUUUCAACAGGGCAUGCUUUAAAAUAACUUUAGCUUAAUUCCUCAUUAACUUUUAACGCCAUUUAAAUCAUGUAACUUUUAAUGCCAUUUAAAAGGCCAGAUAACAAAGUUCACACACACACACACGCACACACACUUGCCUUAUUUUGUAAAGGCCUUCUGUAAGGGUGCAGAUUAAUUCUCCAGAUUGUCAAAUUGGCAUUUGAUGAUGCCUGUAGUUUUAAUGCACUUUAAAGCUUCACAGUUCUCAGAGAAAGAUCAGAAAUACAUUGGACUUUUUGCAAGUAUUAAUAUUCCAACUCAAGACUUUUCCUUAGCUUGCAAAGAUUUCAACCUUAACUUUGUCCUUUCUGCCCUACUUCAUUUGCCCGUCUUGCAUUAGAAAAGGCCAGUACUUUAUCCUAUAGAAUUUCCUUUUGGUCAUCCUCUAAUCAUUAAUGUAUUUAUUAGUACUUCUCAGAUACAGUGGUUUAAAGAGGUAUUUAUUUUACCUCAGUUUUUUCCUUUGAAAGGAAGUUAAAACUUACCCUCCUUUACCUUUCUUUUUACCAAAAAAAGAAAAAAGUUCUUACAGAUCUUUCCAUACGCUAUACCUGCUAACACUGCUAGUUUUUUCAGGGAGGGCUCAUACUUCUUUCAAAAGAAAAAUCUGUCCCCAGAAGGUUUAUUAAUAGUAAGGGAUUACAAGCUCCUGAUUGGUUCUCCUCUGAGCAUUAAAGGAGAAAGAAACCUAAAAUAGCUAAACUUUGCCUUUGAUAGGACUUGGGUAAUUAACUUUAUUAGAUUUCCAUUCUAGUGACUUUUAGGAAGCAUUACAUCAUAGUGAUCCACUACUGCAGUUAUAAACACAGUGAACUCUUCACCAUAUAAUGAGAACCUCCAAGGCAGGAUUCUUUCUGGAACAGAUGAUCUGGUCUCAGCCCUGCCAUGACACAUGAACUAUGUCAAGCAUGAAAGAUUCAGUGAACACUAAUCCCAUUAUACUGCUUGUAGCAUACCAAGAAUAUGUAAAGUUACCCUUGUAUAAGUAAUCUUUGAAUAAUAGCAUCACCACUUGGGAGACCCCUCUUAGGUAUUUUUAGCCAUGCACUUUAAGUCUAUGAAUCUUUCACACAGAUAGGAAUUUAUUAAUCCUAGGAAUAUUAUAGAGAAUUAAUCAUGACCACUUCCCUCCUACCUAAAACGGUUACUACUCUGCAGGAUCAUUUCCUCAGAAUGUAUGUAUUUUCACUUGGGUUUAAAAAAAUGAAUUUUCUAAAUUGCCAAAGUAUGAAACCAGUAUUUUACUCGCAUUUUCUCCAUAUCCAGUUAGCUUUUGAGGUCUUCAGUUAGAACUGUUGUACAGAUUUUUAGGUGGUCUUUCUUGAAUGUCGACAGAAAUAUUGUCAAGAGAUGAAUUAUAUUCUUGAACUGUUUUGUAUUGAUGGGAUGAAUUAACAUUUUUAUGAUUACUAAAAAUGAGAAUAAGCAAAUAUGAAAUUUCAAAUACUAGGUGUUUUAUUACUGUGCUUACUAGAACAAAUUUUUGAAUGUGAUUUUGCUUAAAUUCCAAGGCUUGGUUUCAUUCAACAGACCAUGAUUUUCAGUCCCCUUUAAAUUCAUUAGUCAAAACUCCCAUUAUCCCCAUUGAUUUGGGCUUUUUGUAUGCAAGCCUUUGGGACAGCAAUACAACUUGCUUCAUUUAGUUUGGGCUCUUAUUUAAAAACUAUUUAUUACUAAAUUUUGGAUUUUGUUAUAAAACUUAAUUUGUAUUGUGAAUCUACACUUUGUCAAGAUUUGCCCUCAUAGAAACUAUGAAUCUCACAAACCAUUCCGUCUAGCCAGUACUACAGUAAUGCUAUGGUGGUGCCAAGGAAUUGUAAUUCUUACUCCGUGGUGUUUUAAAACAAAAUGUGAAUUUUAUAAACCAAAUAAAAGAUAUGAAAAAUUGCCCUUUGAAAGGCUAACUUGCA